UACAGCCAGAUAAUACGACAAAUGUCUGACACUUCAGUAAUAGUAUUACUUACAUGUAUCAAUUUCAAAUGUCAACAGUAACAAAACUACAAUUUAAAAGUUACAUUUUCUAGAUUUAGCAUGAGCAAAUUUGUUGAUGAUACUGUAAAUGUCUAUCUCACGCAGAAGUUCAUGUUCAAUGCUCAUCAGAGUGAGAUUGUUCAAUCUGUGACUCAUGGUGCUCGUUAGUGCAUUUUUAAUCCUUUUCAGUUUUGAGAAUGAGCGUUCUCCACUGCAGUUGGUAACCAUGAGUGACAAAUAGAUGCUCAAGGCAUUUUCUACAUUUGGAAAACAUGACUCCAAAGAAUUGUCAGUUAUCAAACAGUACAACUGUACGAGGUCUUGUUUGGCAGCAAAAUGCAAAGCAAGAUCAGCUUUCAACAGUUCAGUAAACUGCACAAAUUCUUCAUCAAGACUUUCUUCCAGAUCUUCUGGAUCUGAUUUAAUAAGAUUUGAUGACCUCUUUAUGACCUGUUCAGGUGUAAAUGACUGAAGGAAUCCAAAAACACCUUUAGAUAAGCUUUCUGUCUUUUUGAUAGGGCAGAAAGCAAACUGUCAAUAAUGGCAAGAAAUGUUUGACUUUUAAACUUCCGAGAAGGCGUUUGAGAUUCAACAAGCGGAUCAAAAGUGCUGGAACCACGGAAAUCACCAUAUGCGCUAUUUUGCUUGUGCUGUCUUCGAUUUUGCUGUUGAUAAUCUUCACACUUAGUCAGGUCCUUGGCUUUUUGCUCGAUGUCUGAAAAAGUAGACCGCAUAGCUUGAAUAUAUCCACACAAGGAUUCAUGACGUGCACAAGCUGUGUUCAAGUCUUGGCCAGAAGAUUGCAAAGAAGCACUGGUCAUUUGAAAACACUGUAAUACUUGAUCCCACAAUAUGACCAUUAUUUCUGUUUCCAAUUUCAUGGUUGAAAGUAGUCCAUGAGCCUGUUGUCGACACUCUGCCUUCUGAUCAUUGUUAUUUGAAAUAAGACUUGUUUUAUUGCAGUAAAGCUGUGUAAAAGUGCUUUUGCUGCAUCUGCACGAGCUGACCACCUGGUAUCUGACAUUCUUUUCACAAUGGGCAAAUGAGCUCCACCAUCAGAUAAUGCAGCAGAAAGGAAAUCCCAUCGAUAAGUAGAAGCAGAAAAAAAUGUGUACAGGCUUUCUACAAAUUGAAAGAAAAUUAAGGCUUCUUGACAACAUUCAGCAGCACAUUUUCCAACCAAAUUUAGUGAAUGUGCAAAACAUGGAAUCUAAUCCACACACUCAUUCAGCUCUUUAAUUUGUGCUCAUAAGCCACUAUACUUGCCACUCAUGUUGCUGGCAUUGUCAUAACUUUGACCACGGCAGUCUUUUAUAUCGAUUUUAUUUCCCUUUAAAAAGUCAAGGAAACUUUGAGCGAGCCAAAAACUUCACAAAUCUUUCAAGUGGUCCAGACAGCAAAACAUAGCGCGCAGUCAAAGUCAGCUGGUCCACAUCAGAUAUAUCUGGAGCAGAAUCACACCGAUAAUAUGAUCCAGUAUGUUGGAUCCAAUCGGAUUGAUGAGUUCCUCACAUGUUGUUUUCAAUACAUGUUGUUUUACAUACCCUUCCUUGGUUUGCAUGAGCAAUUAUAUGCUCUGCCAGAAAAGGGUCAAACAUGGCCAGUAAUUCUAACAACCCUAAGUAAUUUUCAUUAUAAGGACAGCCAACAGUUUCAUCACUACCACAAAAUGAAAGGCCUCGUUCUGCUAAAAACUUUACAACUUCAAUUAUUCGCUCUGGAAGUUUGUGCCAAUAUUUUUGUUCAGUCUCCUUUUUUCCCCCAUAAGGUGGGAAUCAACACAUUUAGCUUUUCUUUUGUGCAUCAACAGUGAAAUUAAAGUUUGUCUACGAGACUGAUUUCAAUUGGGAAAUACAGGUUGAAAUCAGUCUAAUAUGAUCUUGUAUGUUCCUGAGCUGGUUCGGACUACCUAAAAUCAGGAAAAAAAAGAGGAAUCAUGAACUGGUUUAGGAGUUUGGGAGCAAGCUAAGGAGGUGCCCAAGCAGUCUGGAGCUCUAGCAGCCAGACCUAAUGGAUCCAGUUACCAGGUACUGUGUGAGGAAAAGGCUCCUAAAUGUAGACACUUGGAGCUGAGUCCCAGGAGCAGAAAGACCAUUUGGAGCACCUCGGUGCCAUUGUCUGAGGAUACAGAUGUGGAACUGGACUCUGAUGUGCUCUCUGUUUCAACUAAGACUCCAGUGAACAUAUGGAGGGAACUCUGAGGUCUGCCUAAUCUUCCCUGCUACCUAAAGAGAUGUCUUUGGAAGGAGGUUCUUGGGGGAGUUGCAACAUCCAAACUGGUUGUAAACCAUUCCAUCUGCAAGGAGUCUUCUAUAAAGGAAAACCUUGGACUCUUCCUCUGACUGUGCUAUAGAUCCACUGCCUGGUAUGCCCUCCACGGGGUUGAUUAUACAUGCUCUCAGACCUGGAGAGAAACGAUAUGGAGGAGUACAUAAAGGAGGCUCUUGCCAUGAGAAUCAUUUGGCACUGCGCCUCACCAGGGGGUGCAGACUUCUUUGUACAGAGCAAAGACAGGAGCCUGUAGCCACGCAUUGAUUAUAGAGGGCUGAAUCCCUCUGUGACUCCCUGGUCCACUCAUCCUCCACAACCACCUCUCCCCACACUCACUCACAGAGCUACACUUCGUCCCUCUCCACUUGUCAGGGGCUGAAUGAGCACAUCCAAGUGAGGCUGAGAUCCGUGCUUGCCACUGUUUGAGAAAUAGUGACACGUCUAUAUUCGAAUGCAUUUUCACACAAAAGAAACAAAUUCCCAGAGACAGUCCUGGCACAUUCUGUAUGGACAAAACCGCAAUGAGAUGAAAAAGCUGGUAGUGCAGGGAAUCAGCAUUCAGACAGAAAUUUGUUAUUGAUUUAUGUUAAGGCCUAUUGAUUAAUUUUAUUUUCGCUUGGCGGGCUUUUCAAAUUUCAGGGAAGUGACCGUUAUUUUUGGCGCUUCUCUUGCUGCCGUCUGAUGAUUGGAGAAUUGGACAGGUCGCUGAUUGGGCUAUUCCACAUCACCCGCCGGAGAAAGUGCUGCUUCACCAAUCGUAAGUGUCAUUAGGCAAUCCCCCCCAGAAGCUACAAUAAGAGUGAAUGCGGAAGAAUUGGUUUAUUCUUUGUAUAGAAGUUUGUCGAGAUGACAGGACGAGGGAAAACCGGUGGUAAGGCUAAGAGCAAGCCCAAGUCUCGCUCGUCUCGGGCCGGACUGCAGUUCCCGGUGGGCCGUGUUCACAGGCACCUGAGAAAGGGUAAUUAUGCUGAGCGGGUGGGUGCCGGAGCCCCAGUCUACCUGGCUGCUGUACUCGAGUACCUGACGGCUGAAAUCCUCGAGUUGGCCGGCAACGCGGCCCGAGACAACAAGAAGACCCGCAUCAUCCCCAGACACCUGCAGCUGGCCGUCCGCAACGACGAGGAGCUCAACAAGCUGCUGGGAGGGGUGACCAUCGCUCAGGGCGGGGUACUGCCCAAUAUCCAGGCCGUGCUUUUGCCCAAGAAAUCCGGCGGACCCGCCAACCCCAAGGGAAAAUAGAUCUGCGAAACAUCUAUCUGGCAACACAAAGGCUCUUUUCAGAGCCACUCACAGUGUCUAUGUAAGGGCUGAGCUCGGGGGAGUACGUUCAGUGCAGCUGGAGCAGACAAGUCUCUCCAGCCACAUCUUGACCCUUACCUGAAACCAACUUCCUUCUGUGCACUAUGCACUCCCUCCCAGUCCCGAGUUCCUUUAUCCUCAUGUGUUUUACCAGAACUGAGGAUAUUCUCUGGCGUUCGCCCCUGUGCUUCCCAGAGCGGUGAAACCAGCAAGCGGACCGACUCUCCAAUGAACAGGUGACAUUCCCGACUAACCCGAGUCCCCAGAACGUGAAAAGCCCACCAAGAUUAUAAUUUUAUCCAUUAGUUCAAACACAACUGCAGACGUCUAAACAGGAUUUCAGUCAAAAGAUCCCCCCCAUUCAUAAUAAAUGGAUUCCUCACACAAGCGAUCAUUUGAUUUUAAUUUUUAUUUCCGAUGGGAAUAAACGCCGAUUCACAGAACGCGGUAGGGUUAUGUACAACGCAACCGGUUAUAGACGAGUCACAACUGCAGUCGAAGCAGAGACUAGCGUUAGUUGUUCUGUGAAAGGACCGUGAGUGAAACUUGUAAUAUCGAGUUGAAAUCGGAUUCAGGUCUUUUACAAACAGGGGUACUGCAGUUAAUAUAUAACAUUCAAAACAAUUUAGUAUCAACGACAGCAAAAAUCUUUCAUCGGCUCUAAAGCUUUGUGUGAGACACAAAAUGGCGAUAAAAAUACGGAAGUGAGAGGGCAAAAUGGCCGUGAGCUGGGAAUUACGAGUGAUUUUCCCGAACAGUAGAAAAAUUAUUUUUUUUUACAAACAGGAAUAGAA
Messenger RNA from Hypanus sabinus (Atlantic stingray), 4424 nucleotides. Its product is annotated as late histone H2A.2.2-like. Lineage: Eukaryota; Metazoa; Chordata; Chondrichthyes; Myliobatiformes; Dasyatidae. Gene Ontology annotation, molecular function: structural constituent of chromatin; protein heterodimerization activity; DNA binding. Bases 3178 to 3570 code for a protein of 130 amino acids. The record is from RefSeq and is a predicted model, not a curated record. The transcript has a single exon. Gene Ontology annotation, cellular component: nucleosome.